This is a messenger RNA of Malania oleifera, 1275 nucleotides long. Its product is annotated as inorganic pyrophosphatase 2-like. The transcript has 4 exons. Bases 247 to 1092 code for a protein of 281 amino acids. Gene Ontology annotation, molecular function: phosphatase activity. NCBI's taxonomy places the organism in Eukaryota, Viridiplantae, Streptophyta, Magnoliopsida, Santalales, Ximeniaceae. The record is from RefSeq and is a predicted model, not a curated record.
GAAACAGGGAAGCGAAGGGAAUGGGCAUCUUCCCGGCAUAUCACAGAAACCGCACACGUAAUAUUCUUAUAUUCCGUUGGCAUAAUCAAAGCUUCUUCUUCACUUUCAGAGACCCCCUUCACCCAUUCUCUCCUAUAAAUACCCUCCUCUGUAUCUUCAUCCGAAGCCAAGAAUUUGUGGUGCCAAGACGCCGACAAGUGUAGUCGCCGAUUAAUUUGAAAAUUUCUGAUUCUGGUUCGCCGGAGAAUGGCCGGAAUUGUGGUGGUUUUCGACUUCGACAAGACCAUUAUAGACUGCGACAGCGAUAACUGGGUGGUGGACGAGUUGGGUGCCACGGAGCUCUUCAAUGAACUCCUCCCCACCAUGCCUUGGAACUCUCUCAUGGAUAGGAUGAUGAAGGAACUCCAUUCGCAGGGGAGAACCAUUGAUGACAUUGUGGAGGUUCUUAAAGGUGUCCCCAUCCAUCCCCGAAUAGUCCCUGCCAUUCAAGCUGCACAUGCUUUAGGGUGUGAUUUGAAGAUAGUAAGCGAUGCGAAUUUGUUCUUCAUCGAGACGAUCUUAAAUCAUCUCGGGCUGAGGGAUUAUUUCUCAGAGAUCAACACAAAUCCCAGCUUUGUUGAUGAAGAAGGGAGACUCAGGAUCUCGCCUCACCAUGACUUCACCUCCUCUCCUCAUGGCUGCAGCCUCUGCCCUCCGAACAUGUGCAAGGGGGUGGUGAUCGAGAGGAUCCAAGGUUCUUUCUCUGCGGAAGGGAAGAAGAAGGUGAUAUAUCUUGGGGACGGAAGCGGCGAUUACUGCCCGAGCUUGAAGCUGGGUGAAGCAGACUACGUGAUGCCGAGGAAGAACUUCCCUCUCUGGGAUCUGAUUCGCAGAAAUCCGAUGGAGAUAAAGGCGGAGAUCCGGGAGUGGAGCGACGGGGAGGAGCUGGAGCGAGUUCUGCUGGAGCUUAUUAGCACAAUUUCCAUGGGAGAAAGCUGCAAUAACGGCAGCAGUAAUUCAUCAGCACGGUUGAUUCCUGCAGAUUGGAAGUUCAAGGCGAUUUCAAUACCUGCCCACGAAGCCAUACCUCGUGUUCUCCCUGUUCCUCAUUGAUAGCCCAAGGAUUGAUCCACUGCUUGCAACUGCCACAAACAGGGGGGAAAAGAAAACCAAAUCCUUUCUGAUUUUAAUUCUUUAAAAUGAGCGGAUCCUACACAGAAAAAAAGUGUAAACUCACUUAACAAGUGCAUCAAUUAAAAUUUUUACGGCUCUCCUAGCCAUUGAAGCUUCGUACCA